AUGGACAGACUGUCAACCCUACUAAAACGUUCAACGGUGUUCAAGUUCCUGUAGUCCUGUGGACCUAUCCAGUAUGUCAAACGCGGACAGAGUUGUGUUAGCUCUCGGUGGAGCAGGAACAGUAGGCUCUGGAAUAGUUAAAGCCCUACUUGAUAAAGGUUUUAAGGUAGCAGUGAUCUCCAGAGACAACAGCAGAUUGGAGAAGCUCAGGGGGUUUGUUUCUCCAUCCACCAGAGACAACCUCACCACCCUGGUGGGAAAUGUUGGUUCUGAGGAGGGGGCAGAGGUGGUCAAGCAGACCCUUCUCAAGUCUGUUGGCAAAGUGACAGACAUAGUGUCAUCUCUGGGGUUCAGCUGGUGGCAAGGUGGACCGCCACACACUCAGACUCUGAAAGAACUACAUUGGGUGAUUGAGACAUUGCUGUUCAGCACCUUUGUAUCAUGGAAGGUCUUCUUUCCACUUGUGAGAGACGACCCCAACUGCACCUACACCUUUAUCACAGGUGGUGCUGGCGAGAAGCUGUUGAUGCCAGGCACAGGCUUCCUGACUGUUGGGGCCGCAAGCACCCUGGCAUUCUGUCAGGUGCUACGCGAGGAGUACCCAGAAGUGCCCUGCAAACUCAACCAGGUAAAAAUCAACACAGGUGUGGCCCCUCCAGAACGCAUGGCUCCUGGUUAUCUAAACCACCUGGACCUUGGUGAGGCUGUGGCCACAUUGGUGGAGCGAAAGAGCUCCAGCCACACCGUGUUUCCUGUCAACUGCCCCGCAGACUUAAAACAUGUCAUUCUAGAAGGCAACCUUUAAGGCCUCCCUCUCUCUGCCAUUACUCCCUGCAGACUCAAAACUAUAGAGCUUGAGUCCACCCACAUCCAUUUUUAUUAUAUAAUCAGUUCAUGUGGUUGUUUUCUUUGCAUGUCAAUUAAUUCCCAUAAGGAAAAUGCCAAGCUUUAUGUGACUUUCAUUGAUCCAGUGCUCAUGCACCUGAACCACAACAUAAUGCACAGAGUCAAUGGGCGUGUACAGGUGCUUACAUUAUAGAUGAUGUACUGUAGAUACCCUCUGUUGGGAAAAUACAGAUUGACUUUAGGUUGAGGCAGGAAAAGACGGCAGGACGGGGGCUUGGCACACUGGUGUCCCCCUAGCGUGACACUCUGUCCUGUUCACAGGCGCCCUCCACGCACCCCUGCCCUUCCCUUAAUCUGGGACCAAUUAUCUAGGACAGCAGAUCCUAUAAAUAAACAAUGUAGGGUGAGAAGGUGGUAGGUCCCCUGGACGCCAGAGCUGAUAGAGGGAAAGAAAUAUCACAGGGUGCAUUGUUCUCUUUGUUUACUGCUCUGUUCUUGGCAUACAUGCUUUAGCAACAAGAAUGUAUAUUUGUCAUGCCAAUAAAGAAACCUGAAUUG
Messenger RNA from Esox lucius (northern pike), 1404 nucleotides. RefSeq names its product peroxisomal trans-2-enoyl-CoA reductase. Gene Ontology annotation, molecular function: 2,4-dienoyl-CoA reductase (NADPH) activity. Gene Ontology annotation, biological process: fatty acid beta-oxidation. Gene Ontology annotation, cellular component: mitochondrion. The record is from RefSeq and is marked predicted. NCBI's taxonomy places the organism in Eukaryota, Metazoa, Chordata, Actinopteri, Esociformes, Esocidae.